CUAAGAAGAAUUUAAGGUUAUCGUAAUCUUUUUGGGAUGUUGACGUACUGUGAGGGGACAUAUUCGAAAGCGUUACAUGUCAUUGUAUAUCAUAUCAUUGUAAUAGCAUCGCAAUAAUGAUUUCUUGCUUAUCGGGAAUAAAUAUCAACAUUCGGCGCAAAACAUCUCUUUCUGAUUUGUUAUCCUUUAACAAUUGGCAUCAACCUGUCAUCCGUGAUGUAAUUUUUAUUUAAGGAAUUUUUUAUUUUGCAAAAAUUAACAAAAUCCUCCUAAGCAAGAUUUCCAUUCGCUUAAAUUUUUCGUUUUUAAAUUAAUUUCUAUAAUUUCAUAAAAAUCAAGCUAAAUUUCAUUUGAAUCAGCUGUUAGAAAGAGAAAGCGCGCAAACCUAGCCCAACCUAAUGUUAAUUUACAACGACGUCAACCGCAUGGUGAUAUGCGUUAGCAAAUUAAAGGACGUUAAUUUGUCUUCUACGAUAAAAUGGAUGCCGAGAAUACGACAAAAAUCAAACUUAGACAACCUAGGAAACGGAAAAGUGAAAAGCAAAAAACCGAUGAUGCUGAUAUCAACAACUAUUGCAAAAAGAAUAAGACUUUCCAAGAAAGUAUUGUACAACAGAAACAAACAAGAAGAAAGAAGACAAAAUUUAUUGCACAGGAAAUUGGAGAUUCGGAAAAGCUAAUGAAAGUAAAAGUCAGCGAUGCUACUAUUAAUGAAGAUAUCCUGAAGGAAGAUAUCGAUGAGAACAUAAAAAUUUCGAAAAAACCAUCUAAAAGAGAAUUGAAGAAAGAAAAGGCUUUACAAAGGGAAGCUCAAAAGAGACACGUCAGUAGAAUAAUUGCCAUGCAGAGGGCAUUGAAUUAUGUAUCUAAGUGGAAACAUUCCAGGAGUGAAUGGAAAUUCGAAAAGAUUAGGCAGAUUUGGCUGAUAGACAACUUAUUGGAUGAAAAUUCUAUACCUGAUACAAUUUUCCCUGUUGUUUUGGAAUAUUUCGAAGGUUGCAAAGGAAUGGCACGGGAAGUGCUAUUAAGAAAGGGUAUGGAUGUUAUAAGAAAGGCAGAAGAUGAGGACGAAGAAAACAAAAAUGGAAUUAUGGAAUCGAUUGCUUAUAAAAGAGCAAGGCAGCUUCUACAAGCUUUACCUACUGAUAGAUAGUUUUGAAUUUCAAAAAAUCUUUUUUAUCGAUAAAAUAUUGGAAAAUUCCUUCCUCAAAUUCCUCAUACGUCAACUCUGAGUGAUGGUAUAUGACAAAAUUUCUUUUGACUUCGAAAUUUAAUGUGAGAAAGACCAGCGUUUGAUGUGGAGUGUCAAGUUGAAUUACAUUAAAAGCAGGAAAUUUUUAAAUAUUUUAAUUAGGAUAUUCGGAAGAAAGAGUAAAUAAUAUACUGAUAUAUAUAUAUAUAUAUAUCAAAGUAUGUUGAAUAUUAUUCAAUAUAACAAUUGUAUGUUACAUUAUGUACUGUGUUAUGUAUUUAUGCAUACGCGCGUGUACAAUUUUUUUUACGUUACUGUAGUAAGCGAAUAGGUGAGCACAAAAUAAAUUGUACGGCUAUAUCGCUUUUUCUCGAAAAAGAAAUAAUAGUUUUGCCAUUUUUGAAACACGUUUGGACCGGUUUGAAUUAAUAUCUGACACAUUUCAAAUCAUAUCUAAUGUUAAAUUAAUAAUAUAAUUUUAUUCAAUAAUUUAAAUUUAUCAAAUAAAG
Molecule: messenger RNA, 1701 nt
Organism: Dinoponera quadriceps
Lineage: Eukaryota; Metazoa; Arthropoda; Insecta; Hymenoptera; Formicidae
Exons: 5
Coding region: 479-1153 (224 amino acids)
Source: RefSeq, a predicted model, not a curated record